AUGUUUGCCAAGUGCACACCCCCUCUGGCUCUUCCCCUCCCGGGCCGAGGCUCUCUGAGGGAGGAGGGCCCUGGCUACCACCCAGCUUCCAGAGCAGGAGCUGGGCGCAGGGCUGUCGGGCAAGGGCCUGGCAGCAAGGGCCGCCCCCACCCCGUGCCUGCCCGCCCAGUGCUGGGUGUGGUUGGGCAAAGACGAGCCGAGCCAGAUAGAGAAGAGGCCCGCAGGCCGGGCAGUGAGCGCUGGCGGAGCCUGAGUCCUGAAGCUGCUCCGCGCGAGGAGGGCCGCUCCGCGGGGCCUCCGGCCCAUCUGCCCAGCCUGGGGGAGGCAGCGCUUGGACAUUUGGCAGCUGAAGAACCGAGGUUUAGAGAAAUUAAGAAAUUUGCCCAGGGCCCCACGGCCAGGACCCAGCUGCUCAGACCCCAAUGGCCCUGGCUUCGCGCACUGCUCCUGUCCGCUGCCCGAGGCGCGCUGCUCAGCUCCGCGCUGCUGGCAGCUGCUGUGACCAGUGACUACGGGUACCUCCUGGAGGUGGCGGACCCCGGCAACCGCCCCGGCCAUGGGCAGCUCUCCUCCCACUCGGGGCUCUGGCGCAUCUGCGAAGGUACACCCGCUGACAGCUGCAUCCCCCUGAUUGACCCCUUUGCCAGCGGGAGCCAGGACGACGCCGCCACCUCCUCGGGGCAGCCCCUCAUCUCAUUGCACCAAGCCAUCAUGGUGGUCCUGCUCGGCCUCGUCCCCAUCGUGCACGGCUGGAUCUGCGGCCUCCUUGGCUCCCUGGCCCAGAGUGUCCCUCUGCUGCUCUUCACUGGCUGCUACUUCUUGCUGGGGGGCGCCCUGACCCUGGCAGUCAGCGUCUACAUCAGCUACUCGCAGCUGGCCUUCGCCCAGACCGCCCGCCAGUACGGCCCCCGGCACGUGCAGGACGUCCGCAGCAGCUUCCGCUGGUCUGUGGCCCUGGCCUGGGGCGCCUGUGCCUCAGAGGCACUCAGUGGCGCCCUCCUGCUCACAGUGGCCCGAGCCCUCAACCUGAGCCAGCGGCCGGGUCCCCCAUUCUGUGGUCAUCCAGGUCCCAGGCGGGAGGGUAGGGGGAGAGGGCCUCUGUUUCCCUUUUUGCAUCUCCUGGGAUUGGGUGGCUGGAGCCUGGCCCUGGAGAGGCCCCAGGAAGGAGGCUGA
Phacochoerus africanus (Common warthog) is the source of this 1173-nucleotide messenger RNA. RefSeq names its product transmembrane protein 235 (gene TMEM235). Gene Ontology annotation, cellular component: apical plasma membrane. NCBI's taxonomy places the organism in Eukaryota, Metazoa, Chordata, Mammalia, Artiodactyla, Suidae. The record is from RefSeq and is a predicted model, not a curated record.